UUGGUCUAGAAGCAAUAACCAAAGUGGCAGAAAAGAGACCGCAACUGCAAGGCACCGAAGGAGAACUCACCAGGAAGCAACGACGCCGACGACGCGGAAAGAGGAAUCCACGGGUCAGAGAAGCCGCUCUUGUUGGAUAUUCUGUUCGUCAGUUCCGUCGCGGAGGGCUUCUCCUUCCACCGGCGUCGACCUCUACUGGUGCUGGACUGCCGUGGGGUGGAGAUCGGCUUGGAUCAACUCUUAUUUUAGGUUCUGUUGUUGGUGGUUUUUCGUCCUUACCGCGCAACAUUAGUCUACCCGAGGUGCAGCAAUUUAGCUUCCAGAAUUCGGCGAAAAUGAGUGAUAACCUGAUGGACAAGGUUAGCGCCUUUGGCGAGCGCCUGAAGAUCACCGGGACGGAGGUCAGCAAAAAGAUGACGGCUGGAAUGAGCUCCAUGAGUUUCAAGAUGAAGGAGUUGUUCCAGGGGCAGACCCCGGCUGACAAGAUUGUUGAGGACGCCACCUCGGAGAAUCUGGACGGGCCUGACUGGAACUCAAACCUGGAGAUUUGCGACUUGAUCAACACGGAGAAGGUUAACAGUGUGGAGCUUAUACGUGGGAUCAAGAAGAGGAUCAUGCUGAAGGAUGCGAGGGUCCAGUACCUCUCCUUGGUCCUGCUUGAGACUAUUGUGAAGAACUGUGAGAAAGCCUUCUCAGAGGUUGCGGCCGAGCGUGUUCUUGAUGAGAUGGUCAGGUUGAUUGAUGACCCUCAGACUGUGGUGAAUAACAGGAACAAGACCCUUAUGCUGAUUGAAGCAUGGGGGGAGUCUGGCGAUGAACUCCGCUAUCUACCAGUCUAUGAGGAAACAUACAAGAGCUUGAAAUCAAGAGGAGUGCGGUUUCCUGGACGUGACAAUGAGAGCUUGGCUCCCAUAUUUACUCCACCACGGUCAGUUGCUGAAGCUGAUGUUGACUCAAGCUUGCCCCAGCAAGCAUUCGAAGACAUCCAUGUUCAUACAUAUACUGCUGAAGAAACAAAAGAAGCAUUUGAUGUAGCUCGUAACAGCAUAGAACUUCUUUCAACUGUUCUUUCGUCUUCCCCUGAACAGGAUGCUUUGCAGGAUGACUUGACAGCCACUCUUGUGCAACAAUGCUACCAAUCUCAGCACACUAUCCAGAGGAUUAUUGAGACCGUUGGAGACAACGAAGCUGUGCUCUUUGAGGCCUUGAGCGUGAACGAUGAGAUCCAGAAAGUGUUAUCGAAGUACGAGGAGAUGAAGCAGCCCAGGGCCUCAGAGCAUGCAGAACAGAGACCAGUUGUCAUACCGAUUGCCACAGAACAUGAAGAUUCGACUGCUAUCGGCAAUGAAGACGCCCUUGUCAGAAAACCAGCUGCCGCGAGAGCAAGGUCAGGUGGAGAUGAUGAUAUCCUUGAUGAUCUCGACGAGAUGAUAUUUGGCAAGAAGGGAGGUAGCAGCUCCCAGGAUGGGCCGAAAAAGCCAGAUCCGAAGAAGGAUGACCUGAUCAGCUUUUAAGUACCUUUCCAUAAUUGCAGCCAGUGCUUGCUAUUUUCUGGUGCUGUACCCACUCGGUAGAUUGAAGAUUCGAUAGGAUUUGAAUCGAUUGUUUAUUCGCACAUACGAUUCAUACCUGCCCCUUUCGGUUUGUUCAGUUAAGUCGCUGCACUUUCUCAAUCUUGUUUCAUGAAUGAGUCCCAGUGACCAUGAAUGUAUUGGAUGGUGGAUUAUGCCUUGACGGGGGGAAAAUGUCCAGUGUUACUGAAUCUCUGUUCUUCACUACAGUAAACCAUUGUUUAAGCUCAUCGUAUGCUUUGGCUAA
This is a messenger RNA of Sorghum bicolor (sorghum), 1818 nucleotides long. Its product is annotated as TOM1-like protein 2. Bases 336 to 1514 code for a protein of 392 amino acids. The record is from RefSeq and is a predicted model, not a curated record. Gene Ontology annotation, biological process: protein transport to vacuole involved in ubiquitin-dependent protein catabolic process via the multivesicular body sorting pathway. NCBI's taxonomy places the organism in Eukaryota, Viridiplantae, Streptophyta, Magnoliopsida, Poales, Poaceae. Gene Ontology annotation, molecular function: phosphatidylinositol binding; ubiquitin binding. The transcript has 6 exons.